This is a messenger RNA of Tilletiaria anomala UBC 951, 2829 nucleotides long. RefSeq lists its product as uncharacterized. The record is from RefSeq and is a predicted model, not a curated record. The transcript is spliced from 3 exons. NCBI's taxonomy places the organism in Eukaryota, Fungi, Basidiomycota, Exobasidiomycetes, Georgefischeriales, Tilletiariaceae. Bases 168 to 2747 code for a protein of 859 amino acids. Gene Ontology annotation, molecular function: zinc ion binding.
CUGGAGGUUGAAUUAUAUAGAUCGUCCUCCUUUGAACUUGGACCAACUAACCAAUCAUCAGCUUGAAUCCCGUCCGGUGCCUCCGUCACCUGCCUUAUGAAUUGAAUGGUGCACCGGCUCGGAAGUGAGACACGCAGACUUCGAGUAACGGCAGCAUUCAGGUCACGAUGCCCUCGUCAUACCCAAUACGCAUUUCGACCGACUCGCUGCGUAGCAGCGCCGACGAAGCCAAUGCAGCUGACCUGCCAGGCACUUUCGUUAGCCUUGAGACACACAUCGAUGAUAGGGCCGAAAUGUCUGUAUCCGGAGGCGCUGGCCUACGGCAUCGCGACUCUCGCAACAACCUCGCAACCCCACAGGCGGGCCGUCACAGCUCCUCAAGCAAACCAGGCUGGACUGGGCCUGAAGCACUUUCAAAGCGCCUCCCAGAUCAGCAACUCCCUGAAGACCCUUUUCUAGAGCUACCUAACGCUGCUUCCCUGGCCUACGGCUGGCACACCGUCGCAGAUGGAGAGACCGACACCGGUGGCGAGCACACCGUGGAGCACCAGAAUCCGCAAAGAGCGCAAGACGGGUCCAUUCACCCGACGGCCCCGACCGAAACUGGUGAAAAAGGCUUUUACGAGCAAAUCGAGAGUCAUCGCCAUCGAUGGCGACUCGACUGGCUUCGAGAGCGUGGUCAAGGAACCCCAGGGAAGAGUCCUACUCCAGCUCAAAAGGACGCACCCUUCUUGUGUGUCCUUACAGGCGCAGAGGUACCAAAUGAAUCCCGCUACAGUAGGACUCGAACGCUUUUCCCUCCAGGUUUCGGCACGACACUGUUCACUGCGAAAGACAGUGCGGAAGAGCCUGAGUCGGAUGCGGAUGCCAAAAGAGCAACUGGCGAGGCGCCGCAGCUGCCGCUGCCACCUCCGGAACUGAGUUUUCCACGCGCUGAAUCCAGCAGCCUCUCGGGUACAUCCUGGAAUCGGCAUCCAGUGCUCGGCUAUGUUCCGGCCAAUUGGUCUGUCGAUGACGUGGGUAGGCUCAAACGGCUUUUGAUCGAUCAUUCUGCCUACGAGUGGAGGAUCGAGCACAGCGGAGAAGUUGUCGGGCGCCUCACGAGAAAAAGGGCGCCAGUGGGGCCCUCUGCGUGGCCGCUGGCAGUUAGCGAGAGUAAACAUGGGGACCAAAAGCAGGCGCCUGAAAAUAAAUAUGAUGCAGCAUCCGAGAAGCAUCUGCAAAGGCGCACUCGAGAAGCCAGAGCCAACAACGUGGAGGAUGAAGACACCAGUCGCACAGAGGAGGAACGCCGAAGAGCGCAGGAAGAAGCUGAUUUCCUUCGCGAACAACAAGAGCAAGUCAUCUGCCGAAUCUGUUUUGAAGGUGCAGGCUCCAAGAAUGAAAAAGGCAAAGACAUGGGUCGACUCAUUAGUCCUUGCAAGUGUAAAGGCACAAUGAAGUUCAUUCACUCUUCUUGCCUGGACUCUUGGCGGCGCUUCUCUUCUCGCUCAAGCUCGGCAAUCGCGUGCGACCAGUGCGGUGCACCGUACCGAUUCCGCAAAUCACGCUUUGUUGGCAUGGCCAACUCGCGCCCUCUGCUCUUCUUACUGAGCAUCAGCCUGUUCUUGAGCCUUAUCUGGAGCGUCGGUUGGGCGGCAGGAACAGCUAUCGAACGGUGGGGAGUGUUCGAUGACGACGUCCGCAACGCUGUACUUGGCGCUGGUGAAGCUACAGGCAAGAGAAAAGAGCAGACCUGGGGCGAAUGGCUGCUUGGUACUGAGGAUGAUGAUGGACACGGCUACGCUGACCAGUACAAUCCGCACUACUCUUGGUCAGGUGGAGGCUGGGUCAUCGCUGGCGCAGGGCCAUUCGGCUACGGCGGUUAUUCAGACGCUGCUGGCUGGUAUGAUCUCAUGAAGUCUGCUGUGCGGAGCGUCGUGAGCGGCGAAAGCACGCAGGCCAUCAGGCAAGUCGUCCUUGGUGGUAAAGAGCAGAGAGAGCACGCUGUUGUGGCUCAGGAUUCGGGGCAGCAACGCGGUUGGUGGAAAGCGCUCGUUCACGACUGGAAGUAUGGUCCGGACGGCUUUUGGCCCGGUCAGGCGCCUGCGGAGGACCGAGCAGCAGCGCCGGCAGCAGGGGUGAAUUCCGACCCCCAGCCAGCUUUUGAAGGCGCAAGCACAAGGGUCGAAUCAAAAGAAAAUGAACGCUACGAUGUGCGUACCGCUGCGCAAUAUGACCCUGCUGUGCGCGCGGUACGUCCAACACGAGAAGCGGAGUCAGCAAAGGAGCGCGCCGCGAGAAAACGCAAGCAACAAAAGGGUGAGGCCCUGAAAAAGAAGGCAGAGAAGCGCUCAGCAACUGGAAGGCCUGCUUGGGUCGACAAGUUAUUGUUGCGAUUCUCUCUCGGUUUCUCUCUAAUCGGUAUGGUCUCUUUCAUCAACCUGACUUUUGGCCUAUCCAUUUUUGGCCCUUUCCAUCUGAACCUCGGCAUGGGUCGCGGUCUUGCACGCAUGACGCGCUCCCCUCGGCGUAACGGCGGCGGUGGACGUGGAGAUGCAGCGGCGAUCACGUCGAUCAUCCUGUUUGCGCUUGUCGUCAUUGGCAUCGCUAGGGCAUUGCUGAUCGUUUACAAGCUGGUCAAUGCGCUCGCAAGGCGUGUGCUCGCGCGUGCGGAGGAUUACGUUGUUGACUGGGGAGGCCACGAGGAGGGAGAACAUCCGCAGCAACAGCAGGCACCGCAAGGAGGCAUCGAGGUACAUGGCUGAAGUGUUGCUGCGUUCUUUCAUGUUGAGACCCGUGUAUCAAUCACACACGUACAUGUACGAUAUCCUGUUGUAUUCACAUGCC